Molecule: messenger RNA, 2955 nt
Organism: Asterias rubens (European starfish)
Lineage: Eukaryota; Metazoa; Echinodermata; Asteroidea; Forcipulatida; Asteriidae
Product: equilibrative nucleoside transporter 4-like
Exons: 9
Coding region: 509-2131 (540 amino acids)
Biological process (GO): nucleoside transmembrane transport
Cellular component (GO): plasma membrane
Molecular function (GO): nucleoside transmembrane transporter activity; monoamine transmembrane transporter activity
Source: RefSeq, a predicted model, not a curated record
GUAAGCAGCUGGUAGGAUGACGUCAUUUACAUAACACCAACCACUGAAAUGAAGUCUGAUGCGGGAUUUGCUUGUAUUAUUAAUACGGAAUCAUUAAUGAGAAAUCUCGCGGGACUUCAUUAUUUACGCGGAUGAAAGAGCAUCAUUUUGUUUACACAGCCUGAUUUCAUAAUUUCUGCAUCGAACGAUGUUAUCUGCCGAUGAGAGAUCACAAAAGUGAGUUCUACAUGGAUACCUUCUAAUUGAUGACCUCAAUUUAAGAGUCAUUUAUUCAUUACUUUCUUGCUAUUGUUCGUCUCGAGCGAGGCCGAUUGCUAUUCAUCAUCAGAGGAAACGCAAUACGUUCAUCUUUGCUUCCAGUCGUUUCAUUAAACUGCAGCCUGUAAUCAGUGAGAUGAUGGGAAACUUAAACGGCCUGAGCUAGAGACUAAUCAAGCUAGGAUUUCAUCUGAAUGUAUGGAUAAAUAAAACAGUGGUUAUAUAAACUACGAGACGGCCUAUAAACAGGAUGGCUCAGGUAGACGAUACCGUCUUCUGCAACCACGACACGGCGGAUCUAAUCUCACCACCGACACCAGACGACGCCCACCGUGACAACAACGACGAAGACACCGUGAUUGCUCCUCUUCCUCCCACCGUAGAAAUCUCAUCCGAAGACAGCACAGACCCAAUGGCGUCUUCGUCGAUACGUAUCGUCGAGCCUCGGGAUCGAGGUAAUAUCAUCUACAUAUCCCUUUUGAUGGCUGGGAUCGGCUUCUUGCUUCCUUACAAUAGUUUCAUCACAGCUGUGGACUAUUUUCUGGACAAGUACCCAGGCAGUACUAUUGUCUUUGAUAUGAGCCUAACCUACAUUGUUGUGGCUUUUGUGGCAGUCAUAUUAAACAACGCUCUGGUGGAGAGUUUUUCUUUACAUGUUCGGGUGACCUUUGGGUAUAUUGUAGCUCUUUUAGCACUCUCUUUCGUAGCGAUCUUAGAAGUUGGUUUGGAGAUAUUCUCAGCAGGAACCAGUUAUUUCGUCAUCUUGGCUGCAGUCGCUACGGUGUCCCUUGGGUGCACGGUGCAGCAGUCAAGUUUCUAUGGCUACGCCGGAAUGCUACCAAGAAGAUUCACCCAGGCAGUCAUGACAGGCGAAAGUGCAGCUGGUCUCAUCACAUCCAUCAACCGUAUCGUCACCAAGCUCCUGGUUCACGACGAAAAGAUCAACACAUUAACAUUCUUCGUGCUCUCAGCCAUCAUGGUCCUAGUGUGUUUAGUGACGUACCACCUGGCAAGGAAGACGGACUUUGUCCGGUACUACAUGGUAGCGUGUACACGGGAUGGCUAUGAUGAACACCCACAGCUCAAUCAGUAUGAUCGGCUAACGAAUGAAAAUGACGAAGUACCGACUGAGAACAUGGGUGACAAUCAUUCGCCCAUGGAUACCAACAUCCAACAAGGCUCGGGAGGAAGAAAUAGAGCGCCACCAAUCGGUGUGUUUGGUGAGGAGAACAGCUUUGAGAUAGAAUUUCCCGUGCCUAGCCAGUAUGAACGGUUUCUAUCAAAAGCGCGCGCUGUCAAAAGGGGAAUCCGGAGUCGCCUUGAGAUUUCCCGCACGCUGUGGCCGUACAUGCUUUCCAUCGCUCUCGCAUACUUCGUCACACUGUGUCUGUUCCCUGGGAUCGAGUCCGAGGUUGUGAGUUGCUCCCUCCGAGGUUGGAUGCCCGUCAUUCUGAUGGCAAUCUUCAAUGCGACGGACUUCUGCGGAAAGAUAAUCGGCGCCGUACCAUACAACUGGUCACCCCGUAAGCUAGUAGUGGCAGAGAUGUCUCGUCUCGCCAUCAUCCCGCUGAUGCUGCUGUGUGUAGCACCCCGAGCCAACCCGAUCCUCCCCCACGAGGCCUGGUCGAUGCUUCUCUCGGGAAUACUCGGGAUUACGAAUGGAUACUUCGGCAGUAUCCCGAUGAUUAUGGCACCAGCUAAGGUCACGGAGAGCAGGAAAGAAUUGGCAGGAAACAUCAUGACACUAUCCUACAACGUUGGUCUGACAACCGGCUCUGCUACGGCAUAUUUACUGAACUACCUACUGGGAGCCAGUCCAUCAGUGAGCUGUGUGGUUCCUGUAACCGGAAAUACGUCACACUACCCACAUUAACUGUAAUUCUUAGUUAAUAAAAUCACGAUACGAAAAAAAUCAGCACUACAGAUGGAUUGCACAUGACGUCAAUGACCACCAUUUUUUAUGUAGAGCAAUGGAAAAGUGCACGUGUGUGAGAGCUGCGCAUUUCAAGCGCGCACAUUCAUCAAAGAUGGCGGCCAAUGCAGUAUUAUACUCUACUGCGCAUUACAGAUCGAGAAAUGUCAUGAAAACACUGAUUAAAAAGUGUGUCAUUAUACUACGGUGCAAAAACUAAAAUAAACAUUAUUGCUCCUUUUCCCAAUGCAAGUAAAUCACAUUCUUUUACAACGUUAUAAUGUGUUAAAACGACACUGGUGGGGCAUGUAUUAUGUAGAUAGGAAAUCAUAAGCGAUCGUCUCAUUUUAGAGUCGUGAGAUCCAAUCGAAUUUUGUUCCUAAUGAUCGAGACGUUGAGUCGUUAACCACCGGUGCUUUUCAGAGCCAACACUACUCAAAAAGAGAUGUUCACCUGAUGUUACCGCAAACCUUUUUGUAGUUCAUUAAUGUUAUUGACAAUACUAUGUUUAAUAUGGAACGUUUUUAAGCAUUAUCUGAAACUGUAGGCAAAACAUAACCGACGGGAAUAAGACAGUGGUGAAAGUCAAAUGUAACGAAAACAUGAACAUAGCAACAGAAAAACAACGUUGAUCUUCAGUUUUGCUUUAACUAGCUGUGUGAACGUUUAGCAGGACAAGACACAGUUUACAUCGGAACAGUCUUUCUUGAGUAAAGUGUCAUAGACAGUGCGAUUAUUUUAAAUUUAUGAAGAGUUGCAAUAAAUUUCAACUGUAAACAAGUAAA